Rotaria socialis is the source of this 669-nucleotide messenger RNA. The record is from the annotation of a GenBank genome assembly. NCBI's taxonomy places the organism in Eukaryota, Metazoa, Rotifera, Eurotatoria, Philodinida, Philodinidae.
AUGAUGUUACGAACAUUAUUUUUUAUUAGCGCAUGUCUUAUUGCCUAUAUUCCGCACACGUCUAUUCAAGAUGUAUCAGUGUCAACAAGAAAUUAUCAGAAUCCAGUACGACGAGGAAUAACAAAUAACAAUACAGUGGCUAUUGAAGAUCUUAUUCGUGGGUUAACUGAGCAACAAUACCAAUAUGAAAUAGCAUACUAUGCAUUAACAUUAACUAAUGUUUUUCCAAAUUUUUCCAAAUUUUUCCAUGAACAAAGUGAACAAAAAUAUAGUGAUAUCAAAGGUCUUAUUCAUCUUUGCCAAGUAAUUAAUCUCGAUAUUAAUUUUAAAUCGAUAUCGUCAAACCUAGUUAAUCGACCACUUCGUCUUUUAUCACCCGAUCGAAUAAAUAAAACAAAUUUUGUCGAAUUUUUUUCUCAUUUAAAAACAUCUGAAUGUGACACAACAUUUACUCUAUUAACAACUGUAUAUUACCAAGCAAUGAAUAUGACUGUUCCAUUAAAGAUAUAUUUGAAAGAAAAACUUUUUACGAAACAAAUUUUAACAUGCAAAUUAACAUCUGAUCUUUAUAUUCAACUUGCUCGUUUUAUUGAAUCGAAUUCAAAUGAUCGUGCUAUUCCAUUUUCAUUUAUCUUCGUUGACUCUCAAACAAAACAUAUGCUAUCAUAA